UCUCUCCGGCCAAAUCUAACCUCCGGCGAUCAUCGUUGGUCACUGACUUCUUAUCACCGGUUAGAAUUCCUUCCCGCUAUCUCUGAAGGAAAAUAAUGGCGACUCUGGUUGAUCCUCCUAAUGGGAUUAGAAUCGAAGGGAAGCAUUACUUCUCAAUGUGGCAAACUCUGUUCGAGAUCGACACUAAAUACAUGCCAAUCAAGCCGAUUGGUCGUGGAGCUUACGGUGUUGUCUGCUCCUCUGUUAACACUGAUACCAACGAGAAAGUCGCUAUCAAGAAGAUUCACAAUGUUUAUGAGAAUAGGAUCGAUGCGUUGAGGACUCUCCGGGAGCUCAAGCUUCUACGCCAUCUUCGACAUGAGAAUGUCAUUGCUUUGAAAGAUGUCAUGAUGCCAAUUCAUAAGAGGAGCUUCAAAGAUGUGUAUCUUGUUUAUGAGCUAAUGGACACUGAUCUCCACCAGAUUAUCAAGUCUUCUCAAGUUCUAAGUAACGAUCACUGCCAAUACUUCUUGUUCCAGUUGCUUCGAGGGCUCAAGAAACCGAUAUUCCAAGGAACGGAAUGUCUUAACCAGCUUAAACUCAUUGUCAACAUUCUCGGAAGCCAAAGAGAAGAAGAUCUUGAGUUCAUAGAUAACCCGAAAGCUAAAAGAUUCAUUAGAUCACUUCCGUACUCACCCGGGAUGUCUUUAUCCAGGCUUUACCCGGGCGCUCAUGUGUUGGCCAUCGACCUUCUUCAGAAAAUGCUUGUUUUUGACCCAUCUAAGAGGAUUAGUGUCACUGAAGCGCUCCAGCAUCCAUACAUGGCACCUCUUUAUGACCCGAAUGCAAACCCUCCGGCUCAAGUUCCCAUCGAUCUCGAUGUAGAUGAGGAUUUGAGAGAGGAGAUGAUAAGAGAAAUGAUGUGGAAUGAGAUGCUUCAUUAUCAUCCACAGGCUUCAACCUUAAACACCGAGCUCUGAGCUCAAGUCUUGUACGGGUAAUUUACAGAAAUCUUCUUCUACUUAUGUCUGAUUGUCAUCAUAUUGUCUAUAGAGUCUUGAAAAAAUAAGAUGAAGAAUAAACUUGUAGUUUAAGC
Molecule: messenger RNA, 1075 nt
Organism: Arabidopsis arenosa
Lineage: Eukaryota; Viridiplantae; Streptophyta; Magnoliopsida; Brassicales; Brassicaceae
Source: the annotation of a GenBank genome assembly